Pterocles gutturalis (yellow-throated sandgrouse) is the source of this 333-nucleotide messenger RNA. RefSeq names its product C-C motif chemokine 4-like. NCBI's taxonomy places the organism in Eukaryota, Metazoa, Chordata, Aves, Pterocliformes, Pteroclidae. The transcript is spliced from 3 exons. The record is from RefSeq and is a predicted model, not a curated record. Gene Ontology annotation, biological process: neutrophil chemotaxis; cellular response to tumor necrosis factor; G protein-coupled receptor signaling pathway. Gene Ontology annotation, molecular function: CCR chemokine receptor binding; chemokine activity. Gene Ontology annotation, cellular component: extracellular region. The coding region runs from base 61 to 333 and encodes 90 amino acids.
UCUGAGCCGUAUCUGCCAGAGCUUCUGGUCCUGCUCCGGCUGCCCUCACCCAGCAGGAAGAUGAAGACCUCUGCAGCUCUUUUUGCUCUUCUCCUCAUUUCAGCCUCUUGCUCCCAAACCUUCUCUGGCCCAGUGGGAUCCGACCUCCCUAUCUGCUGCUUCUCUUACACACACCACAAGCUCCCGCGGAAGCUCAUCCUGCGUUACUACGUCACCAGCACCAGCUGCACCCUGCCGGCCAUCGUGUUCAUCACAAAGAAAGGCCGCCAGGUCUGUGCCAAUCCCAGUGACGCCUGGGUUCGAAGCUACCUGCAGAACUUGAAGCAGAACUGA